GGCUCCGGAGCCAAUGGAGAGAAGGGCAGGGCCGAGCUGGGCUGGGCAGGGCCGAGCUGGGCUGAAGGGAGCCGGGCCGGGCCGAGCGCAGUCGUGAGUAGUUCGUGGCUGUGCCCCUCCUGAGUGAGUGCUCCCUGGGAAAGUGAUGAUGAUCACGUUCAUGAACAACUCAGACAGUGAGGAUGAGACCUGUAAUGAGAGAACAUCUCUGAUGUCUGCAGAGAGCCCUCCAAUACCUUCCUACCAAGAUGGCUUGCAAGCCUCAGAAGCAGGGGAAGUGCAGAUACAUAGGAAGAGGCACACAGGUAGCAGCUGUAGCCCUAACAAUGUUGCUGAUGGGGAUAUGUCUGACUCGGGUGUUCGAGCGAGAGGGAGCGCCUUGGAGAAUGAAGACGAGGAACUGACACUGAAAUAUGGAGCAAAGCAUGUAAUCAUGCUCUUUGUGCCUGUCACCCUUUGUAUGAUUGUUGUCGUCGCCACCAUAAAGUCAGUGCGCUUCUAUACGGAGAAAAACGGGCAGCUGAUCUACACUCCCUUCAGUGAGGAUACCCCAUCGGUGGGCCAGCGUCUCUUGAACUCGGUGUUGAAUACCAUCAUAAUGAUCAGCGUCAUUGUUGUAAUGACCGUGUUCCUAGUUGUUCUUUAUAAAUACCGCUGCUACAAGUUUAUCCAUGGCUGGCUAAUCCUGUCCUCUUUGAUGUUGCUAUUCCUCUUCACCUACAUAUAUCUUGGUGAAGUAUUGAAGACAUACAAUGUGGCCAUGGAUUACCCCACGCUCAUUUUAGUCAUCUGGAAUUUUGGAGCUGUUGGGAUGAUUUGCAUCCACUGGAAAGGCCCACUGCAGCUCCAGCAAGCAUAUCUCAUUAUGAUCAGUGCUCUGAUGGCACUGGUUUUCAUUAAGUAUCUACCUGAGUGGUCGGCAUGGGUGAUUCUAGGUGCCAUCUCCAUCUAUGAUCUGAUGGCUGUUCUCUGUCCUAAGGGGCCACUGAGAAUGCUGGUGGAGACUGCGCAGGAGAGAAAUGAGCCCAUUUUUCCUGCAUUGAUAUAUUCCUCUGCCAUGAUAUGGACAGUUGGAAUGGCAAAGCCAGACACAGCAGCAAGAGGACCAAGUCAGCAGACAUGGGAUGCAGCUGAAGAUGGGAGAGAGAACCACAGUAGCCCUUCACACUCAGACUCUCAGAUUUUGGAGACAAGGAGUCCUGUUCCAAGCCACCCCAUCACUUCUUUAGAGGAACUGGAGGAGGAGGAAAGGGGUGUGAAGCUGGGCCUCGGAGACUUCAUAUUUUACAGUGUUCUUGUUGGGAAAGCAGCUGCCACACCUAGUGGAGACUGGAAUACUACACUAGCCUGCUUUGUAGCCAUUCUUAUAGGUUUAUGUUUAACUCUUUUAUUACUGGCUGUUUUUAAGAAAGCAUUGCCUGCUCUUCCCAUCUCCAUCACCUUUGGCUUGAUCUUUUACUUCUCGACAGACAACCUUGUGCGACCAUUCAUGGACACCCUGGCCUCCCACCAGCUGUAUAUUUAGAAGAAGAGGGAGCUGGAGGAUUCUUUUUAAAGCUUUUCUGUGAAGUGAGUUGUCUGCCUACCAAUUUCCCGUUGCAUUGGAGCCGUUCUAACUGCAGGGACUGAAGAUCUUUCCAGGCUCUGGUUCUCUAACUUUUUUUUUAGAAGUUGAGACAGUCUGACCAAUUCUUCUCUGCGUAUGCCUGGGAACUUGGCCACUUUAUACAAAUCUUUAACAGAAGCCAACUUUCUCUGCGUUCUUCAAAGCAGUCAACAUCAGAACUGUUGAGAGAGAACUGAAAGAGAGAUUUUUUUUUUUUUUUUUUGAGGGGGGGUGGGGUUGGAGGGAUGUUCCCUCAUAUCCAAUAAGCAGCAAGCUGCUAUCUGGUGAGCAGACUUUCCUCCGAAAGCAGCAAACAGGAGGAGAAAAGCAACCUUACCUGAAGGCUGACAGAUGGCCUGCUGGAAGUCACAUUUAAAGAGGCCUAGACUCACUCUUUGCCGUGUUCUUCUUGCUGCUUUGACCAAGAGCUGCAGCAGAGCUGUUCAUGAAAUGUGAGCAACCCCUGAAAUUGCAUCAUUAAGCCCUUCGUUAUGUAAGUAUCAAUGGACAAUAUGAGGUAAAGAUAUGAUGGCACCACUAAAGCAGUUGCUGUGGAGCCAUAUCUUCUGGCUGCUAUGUCAAACUUUCCCACUGACCUUGGGUAAGGUACUGACCUCUCUCUGACUUGUAAAAUCAGGAUAUCUGGAGAAGUAAAUAAUCUUCAAUAAACCAUUUUAAGAUCAGUGAGAAGGCCCUGGGGAAGUGUGACUCACUAUUAGUUAUAAUUUGUUUAUUUUAAUUUCCAUUAUAUUUAUGUAUUGUAUUAUAUUUGAGAAUAGAUCUAUCAUUAUAGUGUUUGUAUCUAGAUUGUAAUUUGUAUUAUAUUCAAAUUUAUUACAAGGUGUAUUAUAAUUUAAUAAAAGAUUGAUAUAUAAUCCUCA
Molecule: messenger RNA, 2487 nt
Organism: Oxyura jamaicensis (ruddy duck)
Lineage: Eukaryota; Metazoa; Chordata; Aves; Anseriformes; Anatidae
Gene: PSEN2
Product: presenilin 2
Exons: 12
Coding region: 146-1525 (459 amino acids)
Biological process (GO): amyloid precursor protein catabolic process; protein processing; amyloid-beta metabolic process
Cellular component (GO): mitochondrial inner membrane; ciliary rootlet; cell cortex
Molecular function (GO): aspartic endopeptidase activity, intramembrane cleaving
Source: RefSeq, a predicted model, not a curated record